AUAAAUCUUAACUGAUUGUUCACAUAGUUUAUUUGGAGUGCCGAGUGACCAUAGCAAAAACUGUGCGCGUAUGUGUUUCUGUCAUACCUCCAGUACAGCUUUAACUAUACGACCGUUCGCCAAGAAGAAUGCGAGAUGACUUAGGGACACUUACCUGGAGGAGGAGCAGGUGGUGGCUGGUGCUGCGCACACUUUAAAUUCCUCUCAGACAACAUGGCUUGAAAAUACACCACUCCUGCUCGAUUUAUCACAGUUUGUCAGUAAUAGUAAGAGCCACUAAUAUUUCUAAAGCUUUGAAAAAAAAACUACACAGCUCAGAGAAAGAAGAAAGUAACCAAGACUGAUGACGAUAUGGAUUCUAUGGAAAGUGUGGUUACCACCGCAAAUAUUACGGACUUGGAACAAAACCAAUCCAAUACAGAUACGUCCAAAUAUAUUGCAUACAGCAGUAUAUUCAUGCCAACGGUAUUUGGCAUUAUCUGGUUGCUGGGCAUAAUAGGGAACGUGAUAGUCAUCUUCACCGUGUUCAGUAAGUCAAAGUUCAGGUAUAGAAGCAGCGUCCCCGACAUAUUCAUCGUUAAUUUAUCGGUUGUGGACCUGCUUUUCCUGCUAGGGAUGCCUUUCCUUAUUCACCAGCUGCUGGGGAACGGAGUUUGGCACUUCGGAGAGACUGUGUGCACGAUCAUUACAGCCCUAGACACCAACAGUCAGUUUACCAGUACCUACAUCCUGACUGCAAUGACACUUGACAGGUACCUAGCGACUGUCUAUCCCCUCACCUCUGUGCGGUUCAGAACACCUUCUGUUGCAGUUCUAAUAAUCUGCAUCCUCUGGGUCAUAUCGUUCCUUAGCAUCACUCCCGUUUGGAUGUACGCCCGGCUGAUUCCUUUGCCCGGUGGCGUGUUAGGUUGCGGGAUUCGCUUGCCGAACCCGGCGACAGAUAUCUACUGGUAUACGUUAUAUCAGUUUUUCAUCGCCUUUGCCAUACCUUUCACGCUUAUCUCAGUGGCUUACUGGAGGAUUUUGCUCAGAAUGACCUCCUCGGAGGCUCUAACCACGCAGAGAAGUGCCAGGAUAAAGACUAAAAAGGUGACCAGGAUCGCAAUCACUAUCUGCUUAGCUUUCUUCUGUUGUUGGGCUCCCUUCUAUGUGUUGCAGUUGAUUCAGCUGGCAGUAGAUCAGCCGACACUGUCAUUCUAUUACGCAUAUAGAGUUGCUAUCAGCCUGGGCUACGCGAACAGUUGCCUGAACCCGUUUAUUUACAUUGUGCUGUGUGAAACCUUUAGGAGGAGAUUCAUAGUCUCGGUCAGACCCGCUGAAGACGUACAAAGCCCUGCCAGGAGCCGACGGAAUCGCAGGAAAACGGAUCACCAUUCUGAGCAACAGCACUUACAGUUGGUUUCGGUUCCCGGAAGAUAGACUGUCGGAUUGCAGUGGUCUUCUCUCGAAGAUUUCAGCACAUUUUGUUUUCAUGAAAGAAAAUCAGCACUUGACCAUUGUAAAAACCUGUCUUAACCUAUGCAAUGUGUUCGGGUCAAGAUGGGUAUUAAAAUGUAUAGAUGUGUUGUGGUUAGUUCAUACGAGUAGUAGUCAAGUUUUUCGUCUGCCUGUGUUUAUUUAUUUUAAAAUUUAGAAAAUAGGUGGUUAGGAAUAGAAAAUUGUGAUAUUAGAAAUCAUUUGGAAAUUCAAUUUCGAGUAUAUAUAACCGUUCUCAAUGACAGCGUAACUAGAAUCAGCACCUUGGACAGUGUCUAUUUCAGGCAUCCAUGGAACAUUAAACGCACAUUAAAAUUGUUUUAAUCAUUCGUGAAUGAAUGAAUGAAAUAUAAUAAUAAACGAAUACAAAAACGUACAAAUACAAAUGGAAUGAUCAGAUUUAAUGUGGUUGUCUUAUUUGUUUUCAUGCAGUUGACCAUUGUCUUAAUAUUCUGUUGCAAAUUAUUGUGGUGUUUCAUUUUAGUAAAUGUUGUUGUAUUGUUUAUGUUGUAUCCAGUUUGCUAUUGAACAUAUUGAAAACGUUGAGUAUUGUAUAGUUGUUGAAUGACAGGCUUCUGUAAAUAUGGACAGGGGACCCUUGCAAACCACAAUUCAACAUUUCUAGUGUUUAAUGUUUUACAUUAUGUUUUAAAAUUGAAAAAAAAAAAUACCACUGCGAACCAAAAUGUACUGCGAUAUGGUAUGAAUAUGAAUAUAUGGUCAAAUAAAUGUAUGUUUUUUUUUCUUUGGAAAAGCAUGUUACUGUUAAA
Molecule: messenger RNA, 2246 nt
Organism: Acipenser ruthenus (sterlet)
Lineage: Eukaryota; Metazoa; Chordata; Actinopteri; Acipenseriformes; Acipenseridae
Product: melanin-concentrating hormone receptor 1-like
Exons: 2
Coding region: 352-1419 (355 amino acids)
Biological process (GO): neuropeptide signaling pathway
Cellular component (GO): membrane; neuron projection
Molecular function (GO): melanin-concentrating hormone receptor activity; neuropeptide binding
Source: RefSeq, a predicted model, not a curated record